UAAUAGCAGCCCAGGAAAAAAAGAAAAAAAACAUGUAUAUCAUAUUACUCAAAUUAUGGCUAAAAAAAUGCCAGUCAUAUCCACAACUCUACUGAGCAUUCCUCCCCAACUGUUUAGAACAGUUCACGAUAUUAUUUUUUCCCUGUAGCAUCAGCACGUCUCGUUUCAGCAAUUGUCCAGCGUCUCCGAAGGGAAUUCCAAAUGUUUGUCCCGCUGUAAUAUUUAUCUAAUGGUUUCUGGUGUUCAUAAGCAGUCUUAUCACGUUGGCCUCAUCAAAUCCACCCAUCAACCGCUGCCAGACAUGCGAUAUUGAGGUGACCAAAUGCAUUUUGAUGCAGCUGAAGCCGUUGCAGAAUCAUUUGUCGAAGAGACACUGAGGUUUCUGCUGGAGAAUAUUUGACACUUUGACUUUUUCAUGUCAUCAUUUGAAUUUUUCUGGGCAUUAGUGUACCCUGAGGGCAGUUGAAUGUCAAUCUCCCCUCCAUCAAAUCCCUGACGACUUUUUCCCCCUUGAUAUCAAGUGCGAAUAGAAACGAUUAGUCAGUUUUCCGUUGGAUGUUGGAGGAGACACUUCAACAUGGGAAUUGGGAGGAUUAUUGUGGUGAUUUUCUGUGUCAAGUGCUUCUGUGGAGAUGUCGCGGAGUCCAGAGAUACCUGGAUGGGCUCCAAGGAUGGCUCCGGGGAGUAUUGGAAUCCGAGAUCAUCAAGAGUCCAGAGAUCCCUGGUGCAAUCAGAAAAGCCAAAGCUCUCGGUCUGCUGUCCACCCGGAAGCUUCAUGAACUCUUCCGAGACCAUCGAUUGCCUAUCAAACACCUCAAAGCCCAUUAGCGAUCCCGAGGUGCCUCGGAUUUUCCGAGAGAACCUGAAACCAUCGGACAAAGGGCCACAGGAUUUUCAAAGAGUCUAUCGGAUCCCCUGUAAAAAUGGCUUUUACGAAAUGUCGAGUAAAGCACCACUUUUUGACGUAUUUUAUUUGCUCGAGGAUGGACGAAUCUACCAGGACAAUUCGAAAUAUAAAGUGCCAAAUGCAUUCCUGGGACAUGAUGAAUUCUGCUUGAGCAGUUGGAUGGGAGAUAAUGGCACAUACACGAGGAUCAUUGCGUGCUAUCCACCAGUGCAGAGGGAAAUUCCCCUGGCUUACACCAUAAGUCUUGUUAUGUCAAUGCCAUUUCUCGCUGCAACUUUUCUCGUUUACGCUUUCUUGCCGGAAUUGAGGAAUAUUCAUGGAAUGACCUUGAUGCCCUAUGUCGCAUCGAUGUUCUGGGGCUACAUGGGACUCGUUGUUGUACAGUUUGGGGGUGCUUCCCCCUGGCAUCACACAGGAUUUUGCAUAUUUUCAGCCUUCAUUAUCCACUUCUCGUUCCUCUCGUCCUUCUUCUGGCUCAAUGUCAUGUGCUUCGAUAUAUGGUGGACCUUCGGCCGAAAAGCCGGACAAGUGGUUGAGCAAAACGGGGGCUUUCGCGCACUUCAGGGCAGUGUCAAGCAGCGGGAGAGAAAAAAAUUCAUCAUCUACUCGGUGUAUGCCUGGGGAUCCGCAUCACUCAUCACUGGGGUCUGUCUCAUCAUGGAUUUUGUCCCCAACAUUCCUGAUAGCUAUAUUAAACCGAGAUUCGGGGAGACAAGGUGUUGGUUCCCAGAUGAAAUUUCAAAGGCGGUGUACUUUUACGGCCCCAUGGGUGUCACGGUCGUCUGCAAUAUCUUUCUGUUCAUCUCGACAGCGCUGAAAAUUCUACAGCACAAAAGAGACACUGCGACGCAGCUCAAGGGGAUUGACAGUCGUCGACAUGACGAUAACAAGCAAUGGUUUAAUCUCUACCUGAAGCUCUUCAUCGUAAUGGGAAUAAAUUGGUCGAUGGAGAUAAUCUCCUGGCUGUUGAACAAGGACACCCCCCAGUACGUGUGGUACCUCACCGACCUCGCCAACACCCUCCAGGGUGUCAUAAUCUUCAUAAUCUUCGUUUGGAAGGACAAGAUAAGGCGUCUACUCAUGAAACGUUUUGGCUGUCAAAAGGGAAAAUUUCAAUCUGGAAACUCAACUCGGAGUGGCUACCACUCCUCCGCCUCCAACAAGACGUGCACGUCGAUCGCUCUUCAGGAUAAAAUCCCUGGCGAGAGAAAUAGGGUCAACACGACAACCGACGAGAGCGACUGCGUCUGAACGAUUUCGAUCGAUUGAAUCGGAAUUUUGACGAUUUUCGAUCGAUCAGUACGAAAAUUUUGACAUUUUCUUCGAUAUCUCGCGAACCGGAAGAGAUAGGGGAUCCAUUCUAGUUUCGUUGAAAAGUUGGGAAAAUUUGCGAUAAAAUACUCUGGUUUUGAGCCCAUUUUGCCCCAGAAUUCAAGGGAAAUGGCGGAAAAUUGGUUUUUGCGGCUCAAAAUCGUUUUUCACGAAUAUUGAAAGGAAUUAAGGGGUAAAAUGGGUUCAUGAGCAGUGGGGUACAUCGGAAAUUUCCCCAGCUUUUCAAUGCAAAAAAAAUUAAGUCGAUAUCUUCGUUAGUUCGAGAGAUAUCGCGGAUUUUAUCGGACGAAUUGACGAUUCGAUUUUAGAUUAUCUUAUGAUUUUCGCAAAAAUAAUUCAUGAGUAUUUUUUAUGAGCUUUCUGUAAUGUAAGAUCUAUAUAGAGGAAUAGAGUCAACACGACAACCGACGAGAGCGAUUGCGUCUGAACGAUUUCGAUCGAUUGAAUCGGAAUUUUGAUGAUUUUCGAUCGAUCAGUACGAAAAUUUGGACAUUUUCUUCGAUAUCUCGCGAACCGGAAGAGAUAGGGGAGCCAUUCCAGUUUCGUUGAAAAGCUGGGAAAAUUUGCGAUAAAAUACUCUGGUUUUUAAUCCAUUUUGCCCCAGAAUUCAAGGGAAAAGGAGGACAAUUGGUUUUUGCGGCUCAAAAUCGUUUUUCACGAAUGUUGAAAGGAAUUAAGGGGCAAAAUGGGUUCAUGAGCAGUGGGGUACAUCGGAAAUUUCCCCACCUUUUCAAUGCAAAAAAAAUUGAGUCGAUAUCUUCGUUAGUUCGAGAGAUAUCGCGGAUUUUAUCGGACGAAUUGACGAUUCGAUUUUAGAUCCUGACAUCUUCGUAUUCAUCUUAUGAUUUUCGCAGAAAUAAUUCAUGAGUAUUUUUUAUGAGCUUUCUGUAAUGUAAGAUGUAUAUUUUCUAUACGCAAUACUCGACUGCUUUUGAUGGCGGGAGUAUUUUUGGUGAGAGAGAACGAGAGAGAGCAAAAGUUAUUUUUAAGAAAUUGCGAUUUUUCUACUGAAAGGAUAGGGAUUCCUUCGUGGGAGGUGGAUUCGAUUAGCUUUUCUCAAUUUUUAUUGAUUGCUGUGCCUUUAUUUUCAUAUCUGAUAGUUCGAGAGCUUCGUAGCUGGGAUUGUAAUGGAGGGGUCGAGUGGUGAAACGUGCACACGGAGAGAAAUAUUCAGUAAAAAUUACGGAAUUCACAGUUCGCUCACCGAUUACGGAAUCGACUCCGAAAAUUUAAGUGACGGUAUCGUAAUUUUUCACAGGAGAGUCGGGUAAAAAUUGCAGAAAGCUCUGGCAAAAUUCCGUGAUUUUAGGUAAAAAUUCCGUGACAGUUCUGUAAAAUUUCCUACAACCACAUUUCACUCCGGAAUUACGGAAAAGAUCCGUAAUUUUUAUUGAAUAUUUCUUUCCGUGUGAUGAGUUGGAAUAACGCACAAGUAAUGGCCAAUAAUAUUUUGCAGUAAAUGCAGUUUUUGACGAGAGAGGUCAGGAUUUUGCAAGACGUUGGGGAGAGUGGGGUCGAGUGAACCUUUUUUGAUGAUCAAUUGUCCAAUUGAUAAAUGAUAAAAUUGGAAUGAAUUCAAUCUUAUUUGAGAAAAUGCUGAAGAGUUAUCCAUUUUGACUAAUAAAUUCUAGACGAAAGUUGAUGUGAAUAGAAACAUUCUGGUUGAGUCUGUGUUUAAUGGUCAAUUAUUUAUAGUAAUUAAUCUGGAUGUGCAAGAAUAACACAGAUUCUUAUGAGAAAAUUAACUUUCGGAAAUUAGGAAAAAGAUAAAAAUCGAGAAAAAAUUUCUAGAAAAAAAAACUGAAU
Messenger RNA from Diachasma alloeum, 4045 nucleotides. Its product is annotated as G-protein coupled receptor Mth2. Gene Ontology annotation, biological process: cell surface receptor signaling pathway; G protein-coupled receptor signaling pathway. The record is from RefSeq and is a predicted model, not a curated record. NCBI's taxonomy places the organism in Eukaryota, Metazoa, Arthropoda, Insecta, Hymenoptera, Braconidae. Bases 578 to 2158 code for a protein of 526 amino acids. Gene Ontology annotation, molecular function: G protein-coupled receptor activity. The transcript has 7 exons. Gene Ontology annotation, cellular component: membrane.